UCGGCCCUCGCCCCCUCUGCCCCCGCCCCCCGGACGGCGAGAGCUGCCGAGCCGCUGCGCUGGGACUGGGGAACAGGGACGUCCGCCGGCCGCGACGCGGACUGGAGGGACUGGAGGGACUGGGGCUCGGGCUCCGGCUCCGGACUGGUCGGGGGCGGCGGCGGCGGCAGCGGGAGGACGACCGGCGGGAACAUGGCGCUUGUGGGCAAUGGAGCGGAGCACGAAGCGGACGAGGAAACCUUUGAAGAUGCCUUUGAAAACUUCCCAAUGUAAGGAAAACAAGAUGGAUCUUAGGUGUUCACUAGAAGAAUGUACAAUGGCAUUAAACUUAUUUCUAAAUAAUAGAUUCUCAGAAGCCUUGGAAUUACUUCGUCCUUGGUCGAAAGAGAGUAUGUAUCAUGCUCUGGGCUAUAGCACUAUUUUAGUAAUGCAGGCAGCAAUGACCUUUGAACACCAGGACAUCCAAAAUGGCAUUUCCACAAUGAAGGAAGCUUUACAAACCUGUCAAAAAUUCAGAAAAAGAAACACAAUGGUAGAAUCUCUGUCAAGUCUUGUUUCCAAAUCAUCAGUGGAUCAGCUGAGUGAAGAGGAAAUGCACGCAGAAAUCUGUUAUGCAGAAUGUCUACUACAGAAAGCAGCACUGACAUUUUUACAGGAUGAAAACAUGAUCAACUUCAUCAAAGGUGGACUCAAAAUUAGAACAAGUUACCAAAUAUAUAAGGAAUGUUAUUCUGUUCUGCAGAUGACUCAGGGCAACAAAAAACAGAAGGAAACCUAUUAUCAAUUUGAAGGGGGAGUGAAGCUUGGAAUAGGAGCAUUUAAUUUGAUGCUAUCUCUUUUACCAGCAAGAGUUCUCCGACUACUAGAAUUUAUUGGGUUUUCUGGCAACAGGGAACUGGGCCUUGUACAGUUGCGAGAGGGUGCAUCUGGAUCCAGUUUGCGGUCUACACUGUGCAGUUUAACUUUACUCUUAUUUCAUACUUAUGUCUCACUAGUCCUUGGCACAGGAGAAGCCAAUAUUGAGGAAGCUGAGACUCUCCUUGAACCCUAUCUCCAGAAGUUUCCAAAUGGCUCUCUAAUUUUGUUUUAUUCUGCAAGAAUAGAGCUACUCAAAGGGAAUUUUGAAAAGGCACAGGUGAUAUUCCAAAACUGUAUUAAAUCUCAGGAAGAAUGGAAACAGAUUCAUCACCUCUGUUACUGGGAACUGAUGUGGUGUUAUACAUUCCAGCAAGAAUGGCUUAAGGCAUAUCAUUAUGCUGAUCUGCUUUGCAAAGAAAGUAGAUGGUCCAAGGCAACAUAUGUGUUUCAGAAAGCUGCAAUCCUAAGUAUGCUCCCAGAUGAAGAGGUGAAGCCAACUGGAGAGAAUAUUGUGUCUCUGUUUAGGCAGGUGGAGGGCUUGAAGCAGAGAAUUGCUGGCAAAUCUAUCCCAACAGAGAAGUUUGCAGUGAGGAAGUCCCGGCGUUAUUCCAGUGCAGCCUUUCCCGUAAAGCUGAUAUUACCUGCUCUGGAAAUGAUGUACAUCUGGAAUGGUUUUACUGUAGUAGGCAAAAGGCCUGACCUCACAGAAAAUCUCUUGAUCACCAUUGAAAAAGCAGAAACGGCUUUACACAAUGAAACAAAGUGCAAUGAUUACUUCGCGGAUGACCACUGUUUGGUGCAGUUACUGAAAGGUCUCUGUCUGAAGCACUUAGGACGACUCUUACAAGCUGAACUGUGUUUCAAUCAGGUUAUUCAAAGUGAGAAACAACUAAAAUUUGACCACUACCUUGUGCCAUUUACUCUGUAUGAACUGGGACUUUUAUGCCAACUGCAAGGAGACACAGAGAAGGCCUUACGGAUAAUAGAAACUGCAAAAACCAACUACAAAGAUUACUCCAUGGAAUCCAGACUGCACUUCAGGAUCCAUGCAGCACUCAGCAGUUUGAAGGGCUCUCCUGCUUCUACUCCUUGAUGGAAGCCCCAUAGAGGGAAGAGUUUUCUGAACUGGCAGGAGCUUCUACUCUAGAGAAGUCCUUGUAUUAAAGUAGAUAAAUGAUCAUGUACAUGAGAGAGAGAGAGGGGAAAAGCAAAUUGGUUUUAUUAUCACCGUUUUCUUUCAUCUGUCUCUGUUUGGAUGUUGUCUUCUUGUUUCCAUGUUUUCCUAUGGAAUUUUACCAUAGCUUUGUUCAGUCUGUUAUUAGAAAGUCUUAAUUUUGUCUCGUAAGAAGAAUUGAAUUGAGGUGUGAGGGUUUUAUUUUAAGACUUGCAGGUGCAAUAAAGUCUACUUUAGAUAAUUUUUUUCUAUGUGCAGAUUGAUAUCAUUGAGCUAGCAGGCUGAAAUCUUGUGAUCCUGGAUCACAGCUACAGUAUUCAGGGGAGAUGAUAUUUCUGUACUGGGCUAUUUUACACCCUUUGAGCUCCAGAGCUGAGUCUCCUAUCAGCCAGUUAGUCUCCAUGAGCAUUUCAUAACCUGAUAUUUUACUUUUAAUACAAAAAUAAAAAUCACCUUCAUCUAGAAAUAUGAAAUUUCUUACAGUUAUACCCUUCUGAAGAAUAUGGUACAAAACUAACAAAGGACAGGAAUGAUUGUUGCAUUGAUGUUUUAGGCUUAAAGGCAUUCCCUCACUUGAACUGAAACCAAAGUGUUGCCUUUUCUUCCAUCUGAUAAGAGGAAGCAACUUUUUUUUUUUGAAAGAGAUGUUGGCCUCUCCUUGAAUGUAUUGAAAUCAUUUUCAUUUGUAUUUCCCAGAAUGUGUGGGUCUCUCUAAUGAGAAAAGGAAGACCAUGGAGUUCCUAGGCAUUCAGUAGUGAGAAAGGAAGGCCUGAAAGUAUAAAUUUGAUUGUUUGUUUGUUUUCUCCUCAGGAAGCAAAGCACAAUUAACGUUGCUUGUACAAUCUUGUACUGUCUUUAUAUUUGUUAUGUUUUGAUGCUCAGUGUCUGAUUUUAUGAUCUCUCAUUGCUCUUAAUUUUUUAAAGUUCUAUUCGUAUACAUUAGUAAUAUGUUCAGUCCUUUAUUUGAAAAUUACCGUCUUGGUGCGCUUAAAUUAACAUUUAUUUUUCAAAAAUAGUUGAUAUCAAAAUACAUAAGACAUAGAAUUUCAAACAUUUGAAAAUUACUUCUUUCAAGCACAUCAUAUUUCACAAUUGCCACCACUUUUUUCUUUUGAGAGGAGGGAUAUUUCUGGCUUAGGACCAAAUACCAGCUGCUAAGGACUACAGCAGGAAAGGUCAGGUAGUUCAUGUAUGUAGCAGAGUUCUUUUAUUUAUAUUGUGAAAUAGCAUUUAUUACUUUAAUUAAAAGACUAUGCCCUUUUUGGGGAUGGUAUUGGCACAUGAUUAUUGGCUGGUCCAAGUGCUGCUUUUGUGAGUUGGAAGAUGUGAAAAUCCAAACAUGUUUAUAUUGACUCAUGGAACUAAUCAGGUUAAAAAAUAUAUUGUGCUUGAUACACAGUUAAGUGCUUGAUAUUUGCCUUUUUGUUCAUUCAAAAGAUAUCUAUUUAGCAUCUCCAAAUUGGAAUAGACAAUAAGACAUGUAGGGAACAGAAAUUAACUAUCCUGUUCCUAGUUAUUAACUCAUGUUUAGCAGUUAUAUGAUAUUAAAUGGUGACACUUAAAAUACCAUGAUGAUAAAUUUUGAUUGGUCUAAUAAUAUGAUGAGUACGUUUGCUAUAUAUAAUUAUAGAGAAAAAGGAAUUCAGAAAAAUAAUUUUUAAAAUUCAGCUGUGGCAAUUAGAUUGGAAAAGUGCAGUAAAUCCAAAAUUUCUACACGUUUGUAGUGACUUUUCCUUGAUGACAUCAUUUAAAACAACACUUCUGUUAUGGCUUUGGUUGGACUUGUUUUGGUUGCAUCAGUUUUAACUGAGCACCCCUGUUCAUUAUUUACAGGCAGUUUUCAGAGCCACAUAGUCAAUAAAAAUUCUCUUUCUUAAGAAAGGUAAGACAGCCUUUUAAAAAACCCAUGGUAAAUCUUCUGUUGUUUUUAGAAACUAUUUUAUUUCUAAAUUGCCAACCACAUUUUUAAAAAAUCUGAUAACUCCAAAGUAAUUGAUGUUCAUAUUUACCUUCAGCUUUUAAUUUAUUUCCUAAAAUGCUAAGCAAUAUGGAUAAAUUUGCAAGAAUUAAUUUUAUAGGUCUUAAUAUGGUUCAUUCAGUCUUCAAAUAAUUGUUAAGUGCCACCUUUUUAUAAGGCACCAGUCUCCUCUGAGAGUAACAGUCUACACUAGUUGCUUUUCCUUGCUCACUCAACCACUUGUUCCCCAAAUCCAGCAGUCCAGCUUCCACUUCUAUUACUUGACUAAAACUAUUAUCUUGGUGGUCAACAAUGAAUUUCAUAACUGUCAAAUCCAACAGCCUUUCCUUCAUCUUCAUUUUAUUUGAAUCUUUGUAGCUUGUGAUAUUGUUGACUACCUCUCCUUAAAACUUUUUCCUCUUCUCAUGGUUCUCUUCUAACCUCUCUGACCAUUUUUUUUUCUCUUUCACAGACUCUUCCUUUUCCUACCUCCUAGGUAGAGGAAUUCCCCAGGACUACCCUUGGUCUUCUUCUCUCCCUGUAGAGUCUCUCCUUUGGGGUUCUCUUUCACUUCUGUGACUAGCUGUCACCAUAAUCACCAUUCUAUAGGUGACUCUCAAUUUUAUAUAUUCAGACUUGAUCUUUAACUAUCUCUACCACAUUCCCUAGGUAGCACCUCAUAUUUAUGUCCCAAACUUACUUUUCCAUUUUGCUUGAAUCUGUACUUCCUAACGUUUCCCUAUCUGUUCAUUGUACCACUGUCCUACCUAUAACUGAAACUUAAAAUUUCGGGAUUACUUUGACCUUUUCUUCUUCCAAACAUGUAUUCCCCCAUGUUGAAUCAUUUCCCAAAUCCUCUCAGUUGGUGGAAUAAUUCACAUAUCUGUCCCAUACUCUUCAUUCCCAUCAUCUUUACCGUAGUACAGCCUCUCAUCUGUAUCUUGCUAUAUCUAUAUUAUUGCUAUGGUAUUCUUAUUCAUCUCCUUUUCUCCAGUUUCUCUUCAAUCCAAUUUAUUCUACACACCUGUCCCAGAGUGGUCUUUCUAAUGGAUAGUGCUGAUCAUGUUGUCAUUCUCCUACUCAGAAGCCGUCAUUGGGUUCUCACUGUCUCCUGAAUAAAGUUCAGACUCCUUAUCCUGAUAUUCAAGAAACUCACGUCUGUAACCUACCGUUCCAGCCUUAUCUCGUAUACUUCAUGUUCUUAAUUGUUGCCCAAACUCAUCCUAGUCUUUGCCUUUGGCUCCUUUCCAGGGAUGUUAGGAGGAAAGCAUUUCGUUUAUACCUUAAAGCACCAUAUGAAUGUAAGGUUUUGUGUGUGUUUGUGUGUGUGUUUCUACAAUCUGCUCUGCCUUUCCCUCCCCCAAAAUCCUUGUUUUCUACCUGUUGAAAGUCUACUGUCCUCAAAACCCAGAUCAUAUUCCACUUCAAAGAGAGAAGUUCAGGUUCCCCUUAUCCUUCUCUAUAUCUUUCAUUGUCCUUUAUUGGUAUUUCAUCCCUUGUAUUUUAUUCAUUUGUGUGUAAGUCUUAUCUUCCCGAUUAAACUGUGAGCUCCUUGAGGGCAGGGACUCAUGCUUUUUUACUGAUCUUUGUAAUUCCCAAAAAACUUUAUCAGUGGUUUGAACACAGUAGGAGCAUAAUAAAUGAGUGAAUUAAAUUGA
Molecule: messenger RNA, 5647 nt
Organism: Phascolarctos cinereus (koala)
Lineage: Eukaryota; Metazoa; Chordata; Mammalia; Diprotodontia; Phascolarctidae
Source: RefSeq, a predicted model, not a curated record